AUGGCACAUUCCUUCAACUUGCCUCAAACCUCCAUGACAGGUUACAUCCAAGAGCCGCCGCCGCCACUCUCUGCAUACUCAAUCCUGGGUCAGAACCAGUAUCCGGAGAGCGUUGCGCUCUGGCACAGUCCGUCUGCACAGCAGCCGCAGCAAUCCCAGUCACAGUCGCAGAUACCCGCGGUCCCAUUAACGCCGGCCACUUCCAGAACACCAUCUCUACUCCAACCGCUGCCAGAUCAGAAAAAGCACAAACGCACUAGGAGCGGGUGCUUCACAUGUCGGUCCCGUCGGAUCAAGUGCGACGAAACUCGUCCGGUCUGUGAACGAUGUCGAAAGGGUAACCGGGAAUGCGUCUAUCCUAGUUCAACAACAGGUCCAGCGUCAAAGCCCGCGCCUCGUUCUGUGGCCAAGGCUAAAGCUUCUCGGCCGCAAUCCCGCGGAAGUGAUUCAUCGGGUCCUGUCAGUGUCGAUGCGGAGGAAGCUCGCAACUUCGAUCUAACGCCAAUUGCGGAUGAGGAAGACGAAGGAAGCCCCGGCUCAAGUACCCAGCAAUCACCAAAGACUACCGAGACCACCGCUCCAGUUGCAUCGAAGCCCCCGCUGGCUAAAAAGAAGAGUGCCCAGUCGUUAUCCCGACGUAAGGUGGUGAAGCAACAGACCGUCACGGCCACAGAGUCCUUGCCCGGUCGGAGGGAGGACAGCAGCUCACCUUCCACUGAGGCAUCGUCCAGGUUCGGAUCGUUGAGCACACGUUCGGACAGUAUUGGAAUUCACUUUGUUGAUAAUGCUGGAGACCCGAGCACGGGCCACUUACCUGAGGAUCUUCGGUUCUAUAUCUCAUAUCACCGAGAUUCCAUAAACUACCGACACUACUUCAUGCAUCCCCGCAGCACUAAAUUCGUAAACCAAACUAUCAUCGAAUAUGCUUUGCAGUAUGAACCUCUGCUUUACGCCGUCGUUGGGUUCUCUGCCUAUCAUCACUGUGUGCAAACCGGUGGCGGGAAAUUAUACUCUUUUCUCAAAUACUACAACAGGGCUUUGACACUUUUGCGGAGAUCUUUAGGCUCUGGUGAGCCAUAUACUGAAGCGACACUGGCCACAGUGCUCGUGCUCACUACUUUCGAGGAAUUUAUUGGUGAUUGGGUCAAUCUGGUUGAUCAUCAUCAGGCCGCCCAUGUCCUGAUUCGCGAACUCUUGUCGCCUGAGUCAGCUUGUUCAGAUGAUGUUCAUAGACAUAUCUUCGAGUGGUAUGCACGGUUCGAUAUAGUCGCCGGUAUUGUCUCCGGGAAUGAAAUGGUUCUAGGGCGAGAUUGGUACAUCGCGCGAGAAGAGUACGACACAAAGGAAGCAGCGAGGAACCCGGACGACAUCGAAAAGCAAAUGAUUCUGCUAUCUUCAAUUAGUCGUCGCUUUGGUCUAGAGCUGGCGUCGUUAUACGCUAAGUUGUCCCGCGGAAUGAUCGAAUUCAGUGAUUUUUUGACUGAGAAUGACAAACUCGGUCAAAGUCUUGAGCAAAUCAAGGACAUUUUAAGCCGAUUUGCUACACAAUAUGUCGUCGAAACCUUCCCGGAUCAGAAACCCUUGACAAAAGAUGACCUUGUUAAUCCCUACGAACCUGGGCGUUUACACUACGGCCCACUGUGGGAGGCCAACUUUUACUGGAUUGACUAUUACUCAAUGAAAGCCAUGUUCAAGUUCCAGUUCCUCAUGGCCACGCAACAGGGAUCGAUGAAUGAAUUGCUGGCUUUGUCAUACGAACAGGUCCGUUUGAUUGAGACGAUUGAACGCUGGCCUGACAAGGAAAAGGGCUAUAUGUUCGCAUUCAAGAACAGCGCCACAAUGGCAAGCAUGUUUCUCCCGCGAGAUGAUCGGCAUCUCAACUGGAGCAGAGGCAUCUUUGCUCUCAUGGAGCGAAAUGGCUACGUGAUUGCCCCUAAAUACCGAGCUGUUCUUGCCGCCCUCUGGCAGCUACCGGAAAUUCAUCAUUGGUGGCUUCCGGACGGCAGAGAUUAUCCGUCAAUCAUCCGUGAGGUGCGCGAAAUGACCGAGGAGCGAACAACUAACCCUCGAGAUAACUUCCGGGAGAGCGUGCGCGAUAUGAAAGCCGUAUUUGGGAAACUCAACCUUGAUGAAACUGAGAGCGAAGCUAGCCCGGCUUCUGUAAGCACGGAUGUCCCGCAGUCAACGGGUUCAAAUCAGUAG
Aspergillus nidulans FGSC A4 is the source of this 2202-nucleotide messenger RNA. RefSeq lists its product as uncharacterized. Gene Ontology annotation, molecular function: zinc ion binding; DNA binding; DNA-binding transcription factor activity, RNA polymerase II-specific. NCBI's taxonomy places the organism in Eukaryota, Fungi, Ascomycota, Eurotiomycetes, Eurotiales, Aspergillaceae. Bases 1 to 2202 code for a protein of 733 amino acids. Gene Ontology annotation, biological process: DNA-templated transcription; regulation of DNA-templated transcription. The record is from RefSeq and is a predicted model, not a curated record. The transcript has 3 exons. Gene Ontology annotation, cellular component: nucleus.